Parathielavia appendiculata is the source of this 1017-nucleotide messenger RNA. RefSeq lists its product as uncharacterized. The coding region runs from base 1 to 1017 and encodes 338 amino acids. The transcript has a single exon. The record is from RefSeq and is a predicted model, not a curated record. Lineage: Eukaryota; Fungi; Ascomycota; Sordariomycetes; Sordariales; Chaetomiaceae.
AUGACGCACACCACACCCUACGCCCAGUCCGACUUCCCUUGCCUCCUCCAGGAGGAGGAAGGGGAGUGGGUCUGGGUUCCGAAGAAGAUCAUCACUCCCGCCAUCUCAACGACUCCUGCCAACCAUCAAACUCCCAAGUAUCGCUCCUUCAGUGCCGGAAGCGUCGAGACGCAAGCCUGCGCUCUGUCCUCGUCCUGGGCGGUGUCACCGCAUGCAAUCAGCCCGACCUACUCACCGUUGAGGAACGAUAUCUCCAGCAUGCACAGCGGAAGCCCCACCGAAUCCAUUCUUGAAGGUUUUGACACGGACUUGGUGCUCCGUACCAGUGCUCCUCUGGAGAACAUGGACGCUUGGUGGACUGCUCCAGCGCUAGACAGCAACGCUGUAUCCUCAGCUCUUUUCACUAACAUGGACUGGAUGGAUCCUGAAUUGUUCUCUGGCUUGGACCUCGGCAUGGUACCCGAGCUCCCUCUCACCAUGCCAGGCAUCAGUCCUUCAAGUUCGGUCUAUGGCAGCCAGAGUGUUUCUGACGGCAGCAUCACGCCGUUGCCCCCAUUGACACCGCCUUCGCUGCCCAGCCCAGCUGACUCACCGGCGUCCUACCCACCCACCGCGCCGGCGCUUUCGCAGCCGCUCCAGUGCUUUGAAGUCCCGUGUACACUCUUCUCUGGCAGAUCCGGCCUCAGGUCUGUCCACGCCUGCCCUACGGUCUCUGCCAACCACCUCCACCGCUACCUCAAGGACAACUCCAACUUCCCAUUACCGCCUCGCAACAAAAAACACGAGCGCAAACACCGCCAACCGUCCUUCUACUGCCCAUUACCACACUGUGGUAAAGGUCACUCUGAUAAGCGUGCCCUCGCUCGCCACCUCUGGGCGCAGCACCCGGACUUCGCGCGGGAGAGCAACACGCGCUCGGAGAAGGUCAAGUGCUCGCAUCCAGGCUGCCCGUACGAGGGCCGGAAGGACAAUUUCAAGCGGCAUAUGCAGCGGCAUGAGAAGAAGGGGGAAAGGUAA